Messenger RNA from Verruconis gallopava, 3949 nucleotides. RefSeq lists its product as uncharacterized. The record is from RefSeq and is a predicted model, not a curated record. Gene Ontology annotation, biological process: protein phosphorylation; regulation of MAPK cascade; intracellular signal transduction. NCBI's taxonomy places the organism in Eukaryota, Fungi, Ascomycota, Dothideomycetes, Venturiales, Sympoventuriaceae. The coding region runs from base 38 to 2728 and encodes 896 amino acids. Gene Ontology annotation, molecular function: protein serine/threonine kinase activity; ATP binding. Gene Ontology annotation, cellular component: cytoplasm. The transcript has 4 exons.
CUUCUUUCCGUCCGUUGCCUCGCCUCGUCUCGCCUGGAUGGACUCCGACUCUGCUACUCACGAGAGACGCCGCCAGAAGCUCACAAAGCUUCCCAAGCAGCAGCACUCUUCCUCCUCCGCUACCACCCUCGGCACCACCUCCCACUCCGCCUCUACUCCGCGAGACUCAAAGCUCUCGUCCCAGGCGUCCGACCGUGCCAACGCCGCGGCUACACCGUCACAAUCGCCGACUCGCGACUUGCUUGGCUACCCUCUGACACCAGGCGAGCCGCCCUCGCUCAAACCUUCGCAUCUCGCACACGCGCCCACCGCGCUCUCGCAGUCGUCGUCGACUCAACUCAUUGGCCCGGCCUUUGACGCCGAAGCUCUUAUUAGCCAACUCGACAACACCGCGCACCACGCUGCUGCGCGCUACCAACCUGUUUCAUCUGCUUCGCUGCACUCUUCGCGUUCCCUCACCACUGUACCGGCAGUUGGCUCCACUUCCACAACAUCCACCACCAGCCAGCAGACGUCACUACCACCCUCCUCACCCUCUUCUUCGUCCUCUCCACAGACACCUCAGUUGCCCUUCACCGCCGUCCCAAACUUGCAACACGCUCGUACACUCGACGAGCGGUUGCUCGGCGCGCCCAAGCUCCGCACGAGCCAGAGCCACGUCGCGCUCGCUGGAGAGCGCACCAUGGACCGUAUCACCCCACCUCGUUCAGAAACCAGCAGUACUGGCACAAAGUCGCCUAGUCAGAGAUACUCGGACGAGGCCCGUCCGGACGUCGGGGGCAAGAAAAAGAGCAUGUUUGCAAGCUUCCUCAACGGCGUCAAAGGCUCGCCCCGCAGGCCAACCAUCUCCAGCCCGGUCAAUCCCACACAUCUUACUCACGUUAGCUUCGACCAAAAUACAGGCACGCUGACCGGCCUACCGCCAGAAUGGCAACGACUUUUGCAGCAGCACGGUAUAUCCGAAGAGGAGCAGAAACGCAAUCCGGACGCCAUCGAGAAGGUUGUCGGCUUCUACACCAAACAGAGUGAACGGAGUUCAGACGAAGGCGUUUGGCAUAAGUUCGAUAAUGCAAAGGCCCAGGCGAGGGAGUCACCUCCGCAUCUCCCCUCGACCUUCCCCACUGCCAGUCCUCUCAGUCCACCCGUCGGCACUUCCUUCCAACCCCUCAGUCCACCCGCGAGCCCACGAUUCCCUGUCAACACGCCGGAUAGCUUUGAAAAUCCUCGAGCACCCCCUCCGAUCCCGCGAAGCACCCCGGCUGGUGGCAGCAGUGGCGGUAGUCAAAUCUCGCCUGCGACGAUGACACCUACCUUGAUACCCCACCGUCCGGCACCGAGACCACCAGGAGGUGCAGUCACGUCGCCCAUCAUUCCCACGCGAACUGCCCCAUCCGUUCCAGCCUCGCCGUACUCGCCCGGUGACGCUGCCGCGUCUCAGCAGCUGCAGCAUGCCGCCACCACUAUUUCCGACUCGCAACAAGUUCAGCAGCCCGGUCUCAGCCGGAGCAGAUCGAAUGCAGGCCAACCUGCGUACCACCAGCCGAGCCAAAAUCCCGCCCAGCUGUACCAGUACCAGCAAGCCCAGUCCGUGCUGGCUGCGCAACAGGCCGUCAAGGUUGGCCAGCAAGGUGUGUUACAACGCAGCCAGAGCACACGCGCUCCCAUGCAACGCCAAAUCACGCCGCCAACUGGCGAAGUUGCAAAGUACACACCAGCACCGCCCGUACAGGCCGCGCCCGCCCCUACGCCCGUCCCGCCCAAGGCAGAUGCCCCCGUGCCCCGGGCUCGCCCGCGCGUGCGUCAGAGCUCGGGCAUCGACAUUGUAGCGCGUCUGCGCGAGAUUUGCACGCCUGCCAACCCGAAGGAGCUGUACUGCUCGUUUAACAAGAUUGGCCAGGGCGCUUCUGGCGGUGUAUACACGGCAAUCGAGCGUGCCACCAACCGGUGCGUGGCCAUCAAGCAGAUGAAUUUGGAACAGCAGCCAAAGAAGGACCUUAUAGUGAACGAGAUCCUGGUCAUGCGAGAAAGUCGUCACAAGAACAUUGUCAACUUUAUGGACAGCUACCUAGUGCAGGGCGACCUGUGGGUCGUCAUGGAGUACAUGGAAGGAGGCAGCCUCACGGAUGUGGUCACGUACAACAUGAUGACCGAGGGGCAGAUUGCCGCUGUGUGCAGAGAGACACUACAGGGGCUGCAGCACCUACACUCCAAAGGUGUUAUCCAUCGUGACAUCAAGUCCGACAAUGUGCUUCUCUCAAUGGAAGGCAACAUCAAACUUACUGAUUUCGGCUUUUGCGCACAAAUUGAUCAGGCACAUACCAAACGCACCACCAUGGUUGGCACGCCGUAUUGGAUGGCACCUGAGGUCGUGACGCGUAAGCAGUACGGACGUAAGAUCGACAUCUGGUCACUAGGCAUUAUGGCCAUCGAGAUGAUCGAGGGAGAACCUCCGUAUCUGAAUGAGUCUCCGCUCCGUGCACUAUUCCUGAUUGCAACAAACGGAACGCCGACGAUCAAAGAUCCGGAAAACCUGUCAGAGUGCUUCCAUGACUUCUUAAACUUUGCCCUCAAGGUAGACCCGGAGAAGCGGGCGAACGCUAGUGAUUUGUUGUCGCAUGAGUUUAUUCAAAAGGCGGAUCAUCUCUCGACGCUAAGCCCGCUGGUUAUUGCAGCGCGAAAGGCCAGAGCUGAGGAGCGGCGAAAGAAGCACGCUCAGCAGGGUCCAUGAUCGACGGGCGCUUGCAAGAUACUACACUCUUCUCUCCUCUCUCCUCUCCCCAUGCUCUGUGGUGCGGCGAGGGAUGCCUGCCUUGGCCAUCAGCAUCGCCAUCUUCAUCCUCCCUUUGCCUUCUGCGACAUAUUCUGUCGUACUACUAAUGCAUGAUCAUCGGGCUUCUGGGCCAUUCUCAAGCGCAGCGAGAGCCGUAUGUUAGUUCAAACUCACGAAGGAGCCAGGAGUUUCCCUUGUCUUCUUCGUGACGACUUUCCGAGGCACAACAUGUCUGUUCUUCUAUAAGAACAGGUGUCCCUGUCUACGCGCGAACGUCACGCAGAUCUGUAUUGGCGUCCAUCUGUGUCAUCACUUUACGCAUGGCACCAAAAGACUCCAGUCAACUAACAUAUUUGACGAUUUUUGCUCCAACACUGCACUGCUCUCUUUUCUAAUCUGUGGGAAAUCUCUAACAGUGGAACGUAAAGAUGGAGUAGUUGCUUUUCAACAUGGGUGUGAUUCACGUACAGCGAUAUCUAAACCUCGAGACGAAAACUAGUCUUCGUACUUUUUUUCCCUUCUUAAAAUAUGGGGUAUUCACAGCAUAUGACAUACCCAUCCCUUAUAUUUUACACAUAUACGCUCCACACGGCUCACGCAUGACGCAUCAAAUGUUCACAACGGUCUCUACCGAUAGAGGGAUAUCGGAUCGUGCAAAGCGAUUUUUCCUUUUAGUGGCGCGGCAUGAUUACAUUUUGUUCACUUCACGGAAUUUUCUUCGCGGCUACCACACCUGUGCGCGCAGAAGGCUUUGUCACCAAUUCCUGCUUGUGCCUCUUCGUUUCUCUGCUAGAGACAGAAAGGCCAUAAAGAGAGGAGCAAAGAGGUCACGAACAGGUCACGAACAUAUGCGGAAAUGUAUACGACUCGGCUUACUCCUGAUACCUUAAUUUUUGUGCAUAUGGUGGGCAAGGACGCUCUUUACACUUUUUCCAUUGUACUGCAAAAUGUGGUCGGUUUUGUUGGGGAAAUGGGAAACGCAAAAAAGCAAGAAAGAAAUGUUAGUUUUAUUCUUCUUCCUCAUAUAAAGGUUGCCGAGUUGAAAGCGGAUGGGAUUAGCUCGCUGUGCUAGAAGAUCUCUUCUUAUUUUGCUUCACAUUUAUUGUGGCUGAUGUAGCCUUGCAAUCCAUUUCGCGGGCAUAUCCCGAAUGUAAAAGAAUGAACAAGUGCCAAACCCAG